AUGCGGGCGCUGAUCCUGGUGGGCGGCUUCGGGACGCGGCUGCGGCCGCUGACCCUGAGCCGGCCGAAGCCGCUGGUGGAGUUCUGCAACAAGGCGCUGCUGCUGCACCAGCUGGAGGCCCUCCGGCAGGCGGGCGUCACCCACGUGGUGCUGGCGGUGAGCUACAUGUCGGAGGCGCUGGGGGCCGCCAUGCGGGAGCAGGAGCAGCGGCUCGGCAUCCGCAUCUCCCUGUCUCACGAGAAGGAGCCGCUGGGCACAGCGGGGCCACUGGCGCUGGCACGGGACCUGCUGGCCGAGGGCGGGGAGCCCUUCUUUGUCCUCAACAGCGACGUGAUCUGCGAGUUCCCCUUCGCGGCGCUGGCCCGUUUCCACCAGCAGCACGGCGGCGAGGGCUCGCUGGUGGUGACCCGCGUGGAGGAGCCAGCCAAGUACGGCGUGGUGGUGAGUGAGGCCGACACCGGCCGCAUCUGCCGCUUCGUGGAGAAGCCACGCGUCUUCGUGUCCAAUAAGAUCAACGCCGGGCUCUACAUCUUCAGCCCCGGCAUCCUGCAACGCAUCCAGCUGCGCCCCACCUCCAUCGAGAAGGAGAUCUUCCCAGCCAUGGCGCAGGAAGGGCAGCUCUACGCCAUGGAGCUGCAGGGCUUCUGGAUGGACAUUGGGCAGCCAAAGGACUUCCUUACGGGCAUGUGCAUGUACCUGCAGGCGCUGCGGGCUCAGCACCCCGAGAAGCUGCACUCGGGGCCCGGUGUCGUAGGGAACGUGCUGGUGGACCCCAGCGCCAAGAUUGGGGCAAACUGCAUCAUCGGCCCCAACGUGACGAUAGGGGCCGGCGUGGUGGUGGAGGACGGGGUGCGCAUCAAACGCUGCACUGUGCUGAAGGGGGCCCGCAUCCGCUCCCACUCCUGGCUGGAGUCCUGCAUCGUGGGCUGGAGUUGCUCCGUGGGGCAGUGGGUGAGGACAUGGGUGCCCCCACGGGGGACUGGGGCUCAGCUCUUGCCCUCCCGCCUCCUUGGGCUGCGGCAGGUACGCAUGGAGAACGUGACAGUGCUGGGCGAGGACGUCAUCGUCAACGAUGAGCUCUACCUCAAUGGGGCCAACGUGCUACCCCACAAGUCCAUUGCCGAGUCCGUGCCAGAGCCACGCAUCAUCAUGUAGCAGCCCCCGGUGGGCCCUGCGCUCCUGGCUCUGCUUGGAUUAAAUAUUUAUAUUUCCA
This is a messenger RNA of Gymnogyps californianus (California condor), 1213 nucleotides long. RefSeq names its product GDP-mannose pyrophosphorylase B (gene GMPPB). Gene Ontology annotation, molecular function: mannose-1-phosphate guanylyltransferase (GTP) activity; GTP binding. Bases 1 to 1155 code for a protein of 384 amino acids. Gene Ontology annotation, cellular component: cytoplasm. NCBI's taxonomy places the organism in Eukaryota, Metazoa, Chordata, Aves, Accipitriformes, Cathartidae. The record is from RefSeq and is a predicted model, not a curated record. Gene Ontology annotation, biological process: GDP-mannose biosynthetic process; cell wall mannoprotein biosynthetic process. The transcript has 8 exons.